Naegleria gruberi is the source of this 1056-nucleotide messenger RNA. RefSeq lists its product as uncharacterized. Gene Ontology annotation, molecular function: oxidoreductase activity. The record is from RefSeq and is a predicted model, not a curated record. Lineage: Eukaryota; Heterolobosea; Eutetramitea; Acrasida; Naegleriidae. Bases 1 to 1056 code for a protein of 351 amino acids. The transcript has a single exon.
AUGUCUACUCCAACAAUUCCUUCCACUCAAAAAGCUUACAAAUGGUCGCAAUUCACUGGAAUUGAGAAUCUUGUCUUGCAUUCCAAUGAAAAAAUCGAAAAGCCACAAAGAAAACAAGUUCUCGUUCGUUUACAUGCAGCCAGUUUGAAUUAUAGAGAUUAUUUGGUAGCUACUGGUACUUAUCUUGCUCCAUGUAGUGCUGGAUUGAUUCCACUCUCAGAUGGUGCUGGUGAAAUUGUCCAAGUUGGUCAAGAUGUUACUCAAUUCAAAGUUGGUGAUCGUGUUGCUGGAACCUUCUUUGAAAAUUGGCAAGAUGGUGAAGUUAACGAUCAUGCAAUUUCUCGUUCUUUAGGUGGUGGUUCUGUUCCAGGAGUUUUACAACAAUACAGAGUAUUUGAAGAGGAUGGUUUAGUCAAGAUUCCAAACUAUUUAACUUAUGAACAAGCUUCAACACUUCCAUGUGCUGCAUUGACUGCAUGGGUUGCUCUAGUUGAAAAUGGACUUGAUAAGGUUGGUCCUAACAGUACAGUCUUGAUUAUUGGAACAGGUGGUGUUUCAUUGUUUGGUUUACAAUUUGCAAUUUCUGCUGGAGCCAAGACAAUUGUUUUAUCUUCAAGUGAUGAGAAAUUGGAGAAGGCCAAAGCUUUGGGAGCAACUCAUUUGGUCAACUAUAGAAAACAUCCAGAUUGGCAUGUUCAAGUUAAAGAACUCACUAAUGGAAGAGGUGUUGAUCAUGUUGUUGAAGUUGGUGGUGAUGGAACCUUGUUUAGAUCUUUGAAUUCAGUUAGAAAGGGGGGUCAUGUUCAUAUGAUUGGUGUUCUUUCAAAGGCUCAAGAUCAUAAUAAUCUUGCUGGAGUAUUACUUUCUAAUUUGAUUAAUUUGAAAGGAAUAUUUGUUGGUUCUCGCGGAUCAUUCGAAAGAAUGAACAGAGCUUUCGAACAACAUGCUAUUCAACCUGUUAUUGAUAGUGUGUUUGAGUUUGAAAAGGCUAAGGAAGCUUUGGAAUAUUUGGCAAGUGGAAAACAUUUCGGCAAGAUUGUUAUCAAGAUUGAUUAA